GGAGCCGCCUGCGUGGGUGGGAUUUCUGUACAUAUAUUUAGCGGGCCGUGGGUCACUUAGUCUACGUUUAGGAGCGCGUCACCGUCUUGCUGGUCUGUGACACUCCGCAGCCCGUGACUCUUGUUUUGCCGGGUGCAGCCAGCCAGACGCCCCUUCCUAACUGUAGGUUCUGAAGAUAAGACACUAAAAUGGCUUCAGUAGCAAUUGAUCAACAACAGAAUGUGGUAACUAGAGUGGCCAACCUCCCCUUGGUGAGUUCAACUUAUGAUUUGGUGUCAUCUGCUUACAUCAGCACAAAAGAUCACCAUCCUUACCUCAAAUCAGUGUGUGAGAUAGCAGAGAAGGGAAUGAAGACCCUCACUUCCGUGGCAGUAACCAGUGCUUUGCCCAUCAUUCAGAAACUAGAACCUCAAAUUGCAGUUGCCAACAACUAUGCUUGCCUAGGAUUGGAUAGAAUUGAGAAAAACUGCCCAUUUUGAACCAGCCCAACAAAUAAGGUUGUUGCCAAUGCCAAGGGUGCGGUAUUUGGUGCAAAGGAUGCCGUGACGACAACCGUGACCAGCGCCAAGGAUUCUGUGACUCACACUAUUAAUGGGGUUGUGGGCAGAACUAAAGGAGCAGUUAAUGGCAGUGUGGAAAUGACCAAGUCUGUAGUGAAUGGAAGUAUCAACACUGUCUUGGGAAGUCGAAUGGUACAGAUGGUGAGCAGUGGAGUUGAAAAUGCUCUUAGCAAGUCAGAGCUGCUUAUGGAUCAGUAUCUUCCGCUCACUGAAGAGGAGCUAGAAAAAGAAGCAAAGAAAGUUGAAGGGUUUGAUGUGGUUCAGAAACCAAGUUACUAUGUUCGUUUGGGAUCUUUAUCCACCAAACUCCGCUCACGUGCCUACCAGCAGGCCUUAAGCAGGGUUAAUGAAGCCAAACACAAAGGCCAAGAGACCAUUUCUCAGCUGCAUUCCACUUUGAAUCUGAUAGAGUUUGCCAGGAAGAAUGUUAAUAAUGCCAACCAAAAACUACAGGAUGCUCAGGAUAAGCUGUAUCUCUCAUGGCUGGAAUGGAAGAGGAGUAUAGGCCAUGAUGACACUGACGAAUCCCACUGUGCUGAGCAUAUUGAAUCCCGUACUCUGGCAAUAGCUCGGAACCUGACACAGCAGCUCCAGACUACCUGCCUUACUCUUAUGUCCAGUAUCCAGGGACUACCCCAGAAUAUUCAAGACCAAGCGCACCAUGUUGGGUCCAUGGCUGGUGAAGUCUACUCAGUAUUUCGCAAUGCCACAUCCUUUAAGGAAGUAUCAGAUGGUCUCCUUGGUUCCAGCAAAGGGCAGCUGCAGAAAAUGAAGGAGUCUUUAGAUGAUGUGAUGGAUUAUCUUGUUAACAACACUCCUCUCAACUGGCUGGUAGGUCCCUUUUAUCCUCAGCUGGCUGAGUCUCGGAUUGCUGAGCACCACAGUGAAAGGCAAGGGGCAUCCAGCUUUGAGGACAAACAGCUUGAACGCAGCACGGCUUGACUUUUGAUGUGAUGUUAUGUUCUUCUGCCAGCCAGCUACUAUGACUCUUCUAAGUUAAAAGUAUCGUGCAGCAAAUAAUUCAAAAUUGGGGAAGGGUAGAGCUAAUGAACACCAUCCUUUCUCAGUUCUAGAGAAUACUCAGCCUUAAACUUACUGAAGACUGAGAUAAUGGAUUUUAAAUCUUAAAUGUUUUUGGCUGCUCACUGUAGAGAAUUUCCAUUGCUCCUCUGGCUAGCUGUCAAGUUCUGUCUUUGAUAGGCAAAAAUGGGAGACCUGGGUAUCAGAGCUUGACUAGAACUUACUAAACAGUGCAACUUUGAGUAUUUGCUGGGGCUACAAGUAGCCCUACAGUCUAUUCUGGCUAAGCAACUGUAUUAAAUAAACCUUCCUAAAAGGCUAUUGCCAAAACUAGUAUACUUGUUUGGGGCCCUUUUCAGAUUGGGGUUUCUUACUAUUUCUCUCCUUUCCCCCUUCUAGUUAUGAGUGCUUUGACAAUUUUAUUUUGACCUUAAAAUUUUUUUUGUUCUAAAUAAUAUUGAUAAUAAAAAGUUUCUUACUAGUAUA
Messenger RNA from Dromiciops gliroides (monito del monte), 2066 nucleotides. RefSeq names its product perilipin 2 (gene PLIN2). Gene Ontology annotation, cellular component: cytosol; lipid droplet. The record is from RefSeq and is a predicted model, not a curated record. The transcript has 8 exons. NCBI's taxonomy places the organism in Eukaryota, Metazoa, Chordata, Mammalia, Microbiotheria, Microbiotheriidae. Gene Ontology annotation, biological process: lipid storage; positive regulation of triglyceride storage.